AGCAACCUCGGGAAUAUUAGCAGCAUCAAAGAGACAUUUUGCUCGGAUUGGAACUUUCUGGACCUCUGAAGAGGAUCAUGUGGGAACGUAUUAAAAAAGCCUUGUUAAACUCAUUUUCCGUUAGCUGCUCGGCCGUCUGGAACUGGAUCCGAGCUUUCUGGAGAAAGAAUGGCCUCUUGACUCUUUCGAUGCUCUCUGUUGUAACUGGAUGCCUGCUCGGAUUUUCGCUAAGCGUUCUGGAGCUGACAGAGCUGGAGAAGCAAUACUUUUCUUUUCCAGGAGAGCUCCUUAUGAGGAUGUUAAAAAUGCUGAUUCUACCCCUUAUUACUUCUAGCCUGAUGUCUGGCUUGGCCACCAUGGACUCCAAGACCUGUGGGAAGAUGGGGUUGGUCACACUCACCUAUUAUCUUUGGACAACAUUCAUGGCUGUGACUGUUGGGAUUGUGCUUGUGAUCAACAUGCAUCCGGGCGCUGCUGCCCAAAAGGAGGAAUAUACCGUGGGCAACGUGGUGUUAAGCUCUGCAGAUGCCUUAUUGGAUUUAAUCAGAAAUAUGUUUCCUUCUAACCUGAUUGAGGCUUCAUUCCAGCAGUAUCGAACAGUUCUCAUCCCAGUGGUAAAAUCUUCAGGCUUUCCAAAGAUUCCAGGGAAACCUCUCAGCUUCAUUUACUUUGUACCUGAUGAUGAAAAUCCCAAAAUUCAAAGGCCUGUGCUUCUUGAGAUCACCCCCUCUCCGGAAAUGACCUACCGGACCCUGCCUGGGGCCAGCAGUGAAAUGAAUGUCUUGGGGAUUGUUAUCUUCUCUGCUACAAUAGGCCUCCUUCUAGGGAAAAUGGGUGAGCGUGGAACUCCUUUAGUCAACGUGUGCCAGUGUCUGAAUGAAGCAGUUAUGAAGAUUGUCUCAAUGGCGGCUUGGUACUUCCCAUUUGGCAUUGUGUUUCUCAUUGCUGGGAAGAUUUUGGAAAUGGAGGAUCCAGCUGCGAUUGGAAAGAAAUUGGGACUCUAUGCCAUAACAGUGGUGACAGGGCUAGUCAUCCAUGGACUUAUCCUCUUGCCUUUGCUUUUUGCACUCAUUACCAGGAAAAACCCGUUCGCUUUCAUCCGGGGAAUACUGCAAGCCCUGCUGAUCGCCCUCGCGACAUCAUCCAGCUCAGCAACCCUGCCCAUCACCCUGAAAUGUCUUCUGGAAAACAAUGGGAUAGACAGACGGGUGGCACGAUUUGUUCUCCCUGUUGGUGCAACCAUAAAUAUGGACGGGACUGCACUGUACGAGGCAGUCGCUGCAAUCUUUAUUGCUCAGGUCAAUGAGUACGAUUUGGACUUGGGACAAAUUAUAACUAUAAGCAUAACAGCGACAGCAGCAAGCAUAGGUGCAGCGGGAAUCCCCCAAUCAGGGCUCGUUACAAUGGUCAUUGUAUUAACCUCUGUUGGCCUUCCCACUGAUGACAUCACACUGAUCAUUGCAGUUGACUGGGCUUUAGAUCGACUUAGAACAAUGACCAACGUCCUGGGUGAUGCACUGGCUGCAGGCAUCAUAGCACAUGUCUGCCGGAAAGAUUUUGCACCAAAGCCAGAAAAACAAGAUCCAGAGAGCAACACAGAGAAGCUUUCUUCUGCUGAGAACUCCCUUCUCCAGCCCAAAGAUCACAUGAUGGAAAUGAUUGUAGAAACGUCGGAACGAACAGGAGUUAAUUACAAUAUCUGCCAGGUGUAACGGCCAUAGCAUUUUCAUUCCCUGGAAGAGAAUUUUGGUUCCGACACAUUGCCACUCUACUCCGUGUAUACAUGUGGGCCUUACUGUGCACAAAGAAGGCAGAAAAAUCUAUUCUUUUCUAUGGAGGUGUUUGGGAGGCUCCAAAGAGCUACAGCAGCAUAACUGUACCGGCCAGAAGUUAAACAGGAAGCAGUAGUGCCAACUGCUUGCAGCUUUAACCUGAGAGGCUACAUCUAUGAAGUCGUUGUCUUGACAGUCCAGAGCAACAGAUUUUUAAAGGUUUCAUGCCACUAUUUUCUCAACACAAUUUUCUUUUUCUAGGACAGAGGAAUUGACAGUUAUUAGAGGAGAACCUUAGCUGGUUGUUUUAAAAAGGCAGAGCUUUGUCACCUUCCAGCAAUGGUCUUCACCCAUUCUCUGUUCGCAGUUGCUGUCAGUUUGCAUUAUGUUUAUUAUGCAGAUAAUUUUUUUUGACAGUCUUAUUUUAAAAUUGUGGUUGGUAAACUUUUUUAUAGUGAGAUUUUAUAUUCUCUAAAAAUGGACAUUUCAAGCAGACUUUCUGCUGUCAUUCCAAAUCUAAUUUUGUCUUCAAGGAACAGGCUGUUUGGACAUCUUUGGACACAGAAUUUAGGAGCAGAGUUGUUUGGAAAUGUUCCAAUUUUUUCACUUGAUAAGGCUCCCAACAACCAUUCGUGGCUCUGUCAAUGACUGCUCCAGCUAGUAUGGUGAAGAUGCAGGUACUAAACACAAGAUUUGGGAAUGAAUGGCAAAAUUUGCAUGGUAAGAGUGGAAUACAAGAAUCAAAAUCAUCUUUGGUUUCUUCAUGAUAAAUUUGAAAUAUGCAAGCAACUGGAAACUGCAUGUAGGCAUGAAAAGGAAAUGGAAAAUACAAUUUUAUCUGGCUUUAAAUGUUUUUUUUUAAAAAUAUGAUUAAGCACUAAAACAGUGCUUUUGAAUAUAUUUUAUUUAUGAAUCAAUCUUCCUCCUCAAGUAUAAAACAUGUUAUAUAUGAACCAACCCUCCCCACAUAAUUUCCCCCCCCGCCAUCAGUGAGUUGGCCAGAUCCCAAUAAAAUUAUGUUGAUUUCCCAGCUGAGGACCUGGCCCUGUUUUGAAUGUUGUUCCAAAGGCAGCCUUAAUAGAUCAAGACUGGUUUUUUUUUUUGGGGGGGGGGGAUAAAGAGGGGAAUCAUGAGUGAGUUUAUAUCCUUCUGGAAAUGUCAUUCUCCCCCACCCCAGUGUAUCGCUACCACUCCAAUAUAACAAAGCUCUGCCUUUCCCAAACACCCAUUAAUUUAUUUUGCAUUCCCUAGAAGGAAACACUCAGUGAAUUCCACAAGGGCCUGAUCUGACUCUCUUUGAAGUCUGUGGAAAUGCUCCCAUUAACAUGCAUGGGGUUUUUGGAUGCAUGCGAGCGCCUGUUCCUUGCAGUACAUAAUAACAAUUUAAAACAUUCAUACUUAGACCUCAGUGGUUCUACUGAAUUAGCAAUCAACAUUAUCCCAAAAGAGACACAAUGGUGUGAAUUCAUGGUUUCAUUUACUACAGUGCUAUGUAUGAAAUACCUCUGGGGCAUUCUACAGUGCGUCAUGCAGAGGCUAUUUCAAGAACAAAAAUUUUAUAAACUGGAUCUAAAAUUUCUAUGUAUGAUUCAAUGUAAUCUUCUGGGGUGUUUUUAAUUUUUUUUCCGUUUUUGUAAGAAAAAUAUAAACUGCAUCUUCUACGUGGCAAGUACAAAAGCAAAUGCUAUUAAAAUUAUGCAAAUAGAUGUGUGCCGCCCAAACCCAUAUUUUCCUUUAAUGUUUAUUUAAUCAAAAUGUCAAUGACAGGUUUGGGCCUUAUGAUGGUUGCCCCUGCAAGGCUGCAAUAAGAAAGCGUAAGCAGGCCCUCAGCGACCUUUGUAGGUGCACAGCACCUAGCAGAAAUCAGCCAGCCAGGAAUGGACAGUUUGUGACAGUUGGGGAUAGCAGAUUUCAUUAAUUAAAAAAAAAUCUUUUUAUAUUUUCAGAAUCAAGACAACUAAAACCUACGUACGCUUGAGGGAAAAGGGAGUGAGCAUAAAGCCACUGCUUGUAAACACUUGUUGCUUCAUUUCAAGUUGGACUGAAAAGCUUUUUGGGGUCAUGGAGGCUGCCUGUAAAUUCAUCGGGACCUUUGAGAGCCACCAUAAUCCAAACAACCUACAUACUAUUAAUUGCUUUUCAGAUCAAGAAUUCCACUCCCUCCUGAAGAUUGCAGGGAAGAAUAAAGACCACUAAUAUUCCUACACAAAAUUUGAAUUUGUAAAGAAAUUUGUUUCAUUUUCUCAAAUCCAAAAUGGAAUGAAAAUCUUUGAAAUUAAAAAAAAAAAAAUGUUACAGGGUCCUAGAGCCUGGGCUCCAGCCCGAAUUGGGCAGUCUAUAAAGCAAUGAAACAGCCCUGCAGCCCAAGCCCCAUGAGCCCAAAUCAGCUGGCAGGUUUUUCUUUGCUGUGUAGACAUUCCCAGAGAAAGUUGCACCAAUUCAACUGAAAAUUGGUUUAAAACCAUAAUAAGGAUAUCCCUAGCCCUUUUGUACUAAUUUUAACAAAAUUAGUUUAGAAUCAGACCAUAAGUUAAACUGAUGCUAUUUUCUCUCUGACAGAUCCAGUUCCAUCCUAAAGGCUGACAGAAUGUAUGAUGGUACUGUUAAUAUUUACACAGCUCUUCCGGAUACCUAAGGGGGGGAAAAGGCCAUCAGCAGUGAUCAAACUACUCAAUUCCAAUACACAAACAUGUAAGCUUAUAUUGUAUUCCAGAGCCCUUCUCUUAGAGAGCAUCACAACUGAUGGUUGCUCCAUCUGUUAACAUGACAGUAGGAUCUGGUGGAUGGGAAGAAUACAGGCUUAAAAAGUAAAGCAUUUGUUUUCCUGAAAAAUUAUUUACCCUAAUAAAAUGUAAUGGCUCAGACUUUUAGGUAAUGCCAUUUAAUUUAUUUAUAUAAUUUAGUGGAAUAAUAUUCUAACUGAAGGGGAGAAACAACUUCAGGAAGAACUUGGGUGCUGCCCAGAGUUCUAUUUCAUCAGGAAAAGUGAGAAAAAUCAUCUUUGUAAACUGAAUUUCUUGCCAAUUAACACACUCUGCCAAAGAAAUGGCCACAAGGAAGGCAACUGAGACACAAAAACUAAUGAGGUGGUAGCCUCUAGAUCAAAUGGGUUUUACCAAUAGUUUAUUCAAAACUACAUUCAUCUUCAAGCUAGCCACCCUAUAACUUUUAGCACAGUGGUUACAGCACUCACUUGAGAUGUGGGAGACCCAUGUUCAAUUCCUCUCUGCGCUGGAGGGGGAGAAAGAAUUUGAACUGGGGGUCUCCCACCUCUCAAAAGGGUGCUUUAACCACUGGGCUAGAAGUUACUUGGUGGCACCACUUCUUUUUACCACAUUUCAAAUGGGAUCCGAUCCAGUAGGUGGACUUGGAGCACAACUAGUGGGUGAGACCCCUCCACAACUUAAACAAAUUGCAAUUUUCCCCUGGUUUGUGAACUGUCCUGAGGCUCAGGCAGGAGAUAGGCACCUGGAAGCUUAGCAGGAGGUGGCAGUGUGCAUGUUCAGAGGCAGGAAUGUAGGCACUGAGUUAGUUUAGACACCUAUAGGGUUUGGCAGGAGUUUUGUGGAAUCACCAUGGAGCCAAAAUUGGGAUUUAAGUGCCUAAACACCUUUAUGGAUCUGGGCCUAAUGUAAGUUGCCCCAGGUCACACAGAGCAGGGAAUUGAAUCCAGAUCUCCAUUGUUGCAGGCUAGGGCCCUAACCAAUGGGCCAUCCUUUCUCUAAUUAUUCACUACAGGGCCAUACUAGAAACAGCCCCAUUCAAGAACCCUCACUUAAAUAAUAUUUUUGAUCCAUUUAAUAGGGACCACACAUUAAUAUGGUUCAGUGCUUUAUUUUUUUAAUCAAAAAUUGUACAGUUCUAAGAAGGCAAAUGCCUUUAGGAAAUACAAGUAAAUUACAUCAGCGUAAUUUUUAUUAACCUCACUUUCUUCUUGAUAUAAUUAUUUCACAAGAGUAUAAAUUUUAUUUUUAAUACAAGAACUAUAUUCUGUCUUGCCCUUCUGAGUGGCAUUUCCAUCCUUAAAUUCUUUAUUGAUAGAGGCAUAUAUUAUCAGUUCCAUUAUUAUGCCUGGCAUCGGGCUAACCAGAGAGACACGGAGGGUGAGGUAGUAUCUUUUAUUGGACCAACUUCAGUUACUGAGAGAGACAAGCUUUCAAACUAUACAGAGCUCUCCCUCAGGUCUGAGAAAGGUAUUCAGAGAGUCACAGCUAAAUACAAGGUCAAACAGAUAGCUUAGCAUCAGUAAUUAUCACAUUCUAGAGGGGCCCUGUAGUAAAGGGAUGUUUGUGUGUUACAGACUGCUGGAAUAUGCAUAAAUCCAGUGUCUUUAUUAAGACCAUGAUUUUUAGUGUCUAGCAAAGUUAUGAAUUUAAGCCCAAUGCUCGUCUUUGAAAGUGUUGUGCAGGUGCCUUUGAGAAUGAGGACUGAUAGCCUGUACCUGACUUAACCCAUUUGUAAAUACCUG
Molecule: messenger RNA, 6240 nt
Organism: Dermochelys coriacea (leatherback sea turtle)
Lineage: Eukaryota; Metazoa; Chordata; Testudines; Dermochelyidae
Product: excitatory amino acid transporter 5-like
Exons: 11
Coding region: 78-1712 (544 amino acids)
Biological process (GO): L-glutamate transmembrane transport
Cellular component (GO): plasma membrane
Molecular function (GO): neutral L-amino acid transmembrane transporter activity; L-glutamate transmembrane transporter activity; glutamate:sodium symporter activity
Source: RefSeq, a predicted model, not a curated record